This is a messenger RNA of Lucilia sericata (common green bottle fly), 3882 nucleotides long. RefSeq names its product metal transporter CNNM4 (gene uex). Gene Ontology annotation, biological process: magnesium ion homeostasis; transport. Gene Ontology annotation, cellular component: plasma membrane. Gene Ontology annotation, molecular function: transmembrane transporter activity. Lineage: Eukaryota; Metazoa; Arthropoda; Insecta; Diptera; Calliphoridae. The coding region runs from base 259 to 3243 and encodes 994 amino acids. The transcript is spliced from 9 exons. The record is from RefSeq and is a predicted model, not a curated record.
AGUCAAACAGAAUACAGCGAAGAGAGAAGUUGUGCCAGUCGGGAAGAAUACAGAAAAGAACACAUUUUCUUGUGCGUUUUGUGGUUAGAAAAAAUAAAAAAAAUCUUUAUUUUUCUUUGCCUCGCGAGUGUUUUGAUAAAUAAAUCAAAAAAGUGCUAAUUUUAAUAUAAUCAUUCUUUCAAUUUUCAUAAAAUCAACAAAAAGGAAAAAAGUGAACAGAAAAAAACAGUGAAAUUGUUUAAGAAUAAAAAUAAAGUUAUGGAAGUUAAACCUUUGCCACGUUCAGAAAAUUGCCAAAGACGGACUAGAAAUUCCAAUAGUGAAAAUGCUACGGAUGAAAAUAAUGAAAUUAUGAUGAUGAUGACCCCCAGAAAAAAUUCUGGCCAUCGUUCAUCAAUAAAAAUGACGGCUAAUAGUAAUUGUAAUAGUAUUAGUGGUAGUAAACAUAAAGUGAAAAGCGGAAAAUCAAUGGCGCGUCCUCUUUUAGGGUUUAAAAUCCACUCCUCCGCCUCUUCCUCCUUAACCACGAGUUGUUUAAACGCGACACGUUCUUCGUUUCGUCGUACUUGGUGUCCCCUGGUUUUGAAUGCAUUGAUUUUCAUUUUAUUUACAAAUGCAAUCAAUUUUGGUAAUUGUGCCGUUAACAGUGCGGCGAAUAGUGAUUCAUUAAUAAAUCAGCCACAACAUACAACAUUUGAUGACACUACAACAACAACAUCAUCGACUAAAUUUAAUACAUUUAAUAAUAAUAAUAACAAUAAUAACAACAACAAAAACUCCAACAAAUUAAAUGAUACUCAAAAUUUAUUAUUGCCACAAUUGGCAAAUCAACAGAAAAGUAUUACUUAUCGCCAGGUAAAUCCUUUGAUUAUUACCGGCUUUAGAUUAGAAUCGAGUACCCAUGAGGUAGAAUAUGAUAAUGGUAUACCCAGUGUUAUGAGUGAAACACCAUUUACGAUACGAAUUUUUGGUAAAGGCAUCACUGAAGACACCUUAAUAGCCUUUACCAACGAACCCAAUGAAGCCGGUACACAUUGUCAAUUUCCAGCCACACUGCUAUACAAAAUAGUACCUGGUACGGCUAAUGAGCAUACUGGCCUCUAUGAGGGAUCAUUGCCAAAAUCGAAAAAAGAUUUUUAUUUGUGUGCAAAAAUCGAUCCAAAUGAAUUUAAGGAAGGUGCAAAAGGAGAACCUAUAACACUGCAAUAUCAGUGUACCGAUUCCUGGUGUAUUAUACGCAGUCAUGAAAGUUUUCUACCACUAUGGGUGUCCAUUAUUAUCAUAUUGGUGUGUUUAUGUUUUUCGGCUUUAUUUUCGGGUUUGAAUUUGGGUCUCAUGGCUUUAGAUCGUACAGAACUAAAGAUUUUACGUAAUACCGGCUCCGAUAAGGAACGUGAAUAUGCUAAGAAAAUCCAACCCGUUAGGGAUCAAGGUAAUUACCUGUUGUGCAGUAUACUGUUGGGUAAUGUGUUGGUUAACUCAACUUUUACCAUUCUCUUGGAUGGCUUAACUUCUGGUCUAAUUGCUGUGGUGUUCUCUACAAUCGCUAUCGUUAUUUUUGGUGAAAUUACACCACAGGCUAUUUGUUCGCGCCAUGGUUUAGCGGUGGGUGCAAAAACUAUUUUAAUUACGAAAAUGAUUAUGAUUAUAACAUUUCCCCUCUCAUAUCCGACAUCGAAAAUUUUGGACGUUCUAUUGGGCGAAGAAAUUGGUAAUGUUUAUAAUCGGGAACGCCUUAAGGAAUUGGUUAAGGUCACUACUGGCAUUAAUGACUUGGAUAAGAACGAAGUCAACAUUAUAUCUGGUGCCUUGGAACUGCGCAAAAAGACUGUUGCCGAUGUUAUGACACAUAUCGAUGAUGCCUUUAUGCUGCCCCUAGAUGCUACAUUAGAUUUUGAAACGGUUUCUGAAAUUAUGAAAUCUGGUUUCUCUCGUAUACCCGUUUACGAAGGUGAUCGUAAAAAUAUUGUUACUCUGUUGUAUAUCAAAGACUUGGCAUUUGUUGAUCCCGACGAUAAUACACCCCUGCGAACAUUGUGUGAAUUCUAUCAAAAUCCCGUACAUUUUGUCUUCGAAGAUUAUACGCUCGAUGUAAUGUUUAAUCAAUUCAAAGAUGGUACUAUUGGACAUUUGGCCUUUGUCCAUCGUGUUAACAAUGAGGGUGAUGGUGAUCCAUUCUAUGAGACUAUAGGUUUAGUAACACUAGAAGAUGUAAUCGAGGAAUUGAUUCAAGCGGAAAUUGUCGAUGAAACAGAUGUUUUUGUAGAUAAUCGCACUAAGGUUAAACGUAAUCGUAAUAAGAAACAAGAUUUUACUGUAUUCGCUGAACGUCGUGAAAAUCAAACUAUACAUAUAUCACCUCAAUUAACUUUAGCCACUUAUCAGUACUUAAGUACUUCUAUUGAUGCUUUUAAAAAAGAAGUUAUAUCCGAGCAAAUCUUGCGACGUUUACUUAAUCAAGAUAUUGUUCACAGUAUAAAAUGUAAGGGUAAAGAGAAAGAUGAUCCUAGUCUUUUCAUAUUCACACAGGGUAAACCUGUCGAUUUCUUUGUACUUAUCUUGGAGGGUCGUGUUGAAGUGACGGUAGGCAAAGAAAGUCUACUCUUCGAAAGUGGCCCUUUCACCUAUUUUGGUACUCAAGCUUUAAUACCCAAUGUGGUUGUGGAUUCUCCCUCACAAAUGGGUUCCUUACAGUCUUUAAAUUUAGACUCUAAAACUCGUCAAACUUUUAUUCCUGAUUAUUCAGUACGCGCUGUUUGCGAUCUUGUUUAUAUAGCCAUUAAGCGUAGUUUAUAUUUGACUGCCAAAAAGGCUACUUUACUGGAGAAAACCCGUAAAGCUGGCACUGAACCCAAUAGUGUUGAUAUUGACGAUGAAGUAGAAAAGUUGUUACACUCAUUACACGAUGAUGAACGACCGAAUCAUAUACGCGGUAGCCAAAGUAUACGCAAAACUUCAACAGUCGUUGGCAGUAAUACAGCGUCACCUUCAUUUAAUGACUUUUCACAGCAAAGUCGAAGUAUAGCCGCUGCCACUACCCAACACAAUUCACAGGGCAGUAAUAAUGAUGUAGUAUCGCUAAGUAGUCUUAUGACUUCCGAAGCGGCUGCUAUUGAUUACAAUACCAUUGAACAUCAUAACGAUAGACAUAAUAAUGGGGAAAAGGUAAAUAAUAAUGAUGUGGUCACUACACCGCUGUUGCCCAAAACAGAUCUAAAGCACAAUAAUACCAAUUCAAAAUAACAGGAGCCAAUUUAACAGCAGACCAUAUUGCUGUUAAAAGUUUUUAACAAAUAUUUUAUAAGGUUUGCUUAAUAGAAAAGAAAAACGAGCAAAACAAACAAACUUUAAGCCGAACAACAACCAGUUAUGCACUUCAAACUUAAAGAAACCUUCCCCUCCUAAACUAAACUAAAUUAAUAAUCCCUUAUUAUACGUAUAGUUUUUGAAAUAUAACUACUACUAGCUAUAUUAGUAUAACAACUAAACUAUUAAAUUAAAUUAAUUUAAAUUUUUAAAGUUAGUGUGUUAAUUAAAAUGAAACAAAAGUCUUCGUAUUUUGUCUUUAAUUAUUUAAUAUAUUUACUAUUAAUACUAUAACCAAAACAACCCCUAUAACCACUCGUCCUAACUUUUUUCUCUUUUUUACAAGUAAAACCUAAAAAAUACCAAGCAAUCGUUUAAAACUAGAACUUCCUGUUUUCUUUUCUAAGUUAGAAAAAAAUAUGUGAUUUAUUUUUUGAUUUGAAAACAACAAAAAUAUAUAUAUACUUUUAGAUGCAACCAAAAAAGAAAAUUAAAACUAAACGAAAUUUGAAAAUCAAAAAAAAAAUAUGAUAAUAGAACAUAAAGGUUAUGAUAAUAAUUAUGACAUUUAAUUAU